GCCGGGAACAGGAAGGUCCAGAUGUCGCUGUCCCCAUCCUGAUGUCCCAAUCCUGGUUUCCCAGUCCCCAUCCAGGCUCUCAGGUGUGGAGGCCUCAGAGGCGGCUCCUCACCCCGGCCCCGCCAUGGACUGGUUCCACUGCAGCCGCUGCUUCCGCCAGGAUGGCACCCAGUUCGCCAUCACCAACUGCAGCCACAUCCUGUGCGAGGGCUGUGGGAGCACAGGUCCCUGCCCAGUCUGUGGCACUGCCUGCCGCUACCUGCCCGUGUCCGAACAGAUGCGCCCACAGGACAAGGUUUUCUUCAAGAACCCGGUGGCCACCGCCCUCAAGCACCUUGCCCACAUCACGCAGGUGUGGCGGUUCCAGACAGCACAGGCACAGAUUCUGCUGGACUUGCACCAGGACAAAGCUCGGCGGGCGCAGGCAGAGAUGGAGAAGGCCAGAGAGGAGCUGAGGGAGAGGACGAGGGAGCUGGAGUCACUUCGCCGGGAGAAUGAGGAGCUGCGCCGCAUGCAGCUCUCCCCAGCCUGGCUCUGGAGCAGCCGCAGCAGCACCCCCCGUCCCUCCCCCACACAGUCAGUGACCCCCCAGCCCCGCCGGCAGCUCAGCAGUCAAGUGGUCAGCCGCUUGGCCCCACUGGAGCCCCCUCAGUCCCGCAGCACCCUAGGAUGGCAGGUUGGCAUAGCCUACAGAAAUUCAGGGACCCCUCUAGCCUCGGGCAUGGUAACCCCCCUGGCUGGGACAAGCGAGGGACAGGGCUCUGCUCUGCGGCUGGCGAGGGGCGGGCGCUCCCAGUGGGAUCUCAACCCACGGCCAUAAAGGACAAACAAGGACCUCUGACGGGAUCCGAGGCUCCUGGACAGGAGUUCCGGACCUUCCUUGGAGUUGGCUGGAGGCAGAAGAAGCUAAAAAGGAAUUAAAAGAAUGCCAAUUUUGGGGCCA
Lonchura striata (white-rumped munia) is the source of this 943-nucleotide messenger RNA. It is a transcript of the gene RNF212B, whose product is annotated as ring finger protein 212B. Lineage: Eukaryota; Metazoa; Chordata; Aves; Passeriformes; Estrildidae. Gene Ontology annotation, cellular component: synaptonemal complex. Gene Ontology annotation, molecular function: SUMO transferase activity. Gene Ontology annotation, biological process: protein sumoylation; reciprocal meiotic recombination; homologous chromosome pairing at meiosis. The record is from RefSeq and is a predicted model, not a curated record.